CAGGCGAGGCGACGAUGGUGACGCUGCGCAAGGAGAGCAGCCGGCAGCUGGGCCUGAAGCUGGGCGGCCGCCGCACGGAGCCGGGCAUCUUCGUGAUGGAGGUCCUGGACGGGUCCGUGGCCGCGCAGGACGGCCGCCUGCAUCCGCACGACCGCAUCCUGGCCAUCAACGGCGUCGACGUCCGCUACGCGCGCCUCGACCACGCCUCGCGCCUCAUCCAGCAGACGCGGCACCACGUGAGCCUCGUGGUGAGCCGCGGCGCCGCCACUAGCGCCGUGGACUCGCCGGCGCCGCCGCCCGAGUACCAGCACCUGUUCCGGCGCCCCGACCCGGCGCUGCCCGUCCACCACUGGCGCACCAAGUCGGCGCCGGACCGCCUCGUGCCGCGCCUCGACUACCACCACAAGGACAUCAACAAGAGCCUGGGCGACGUCACCGACAGCCUGGAGGACGUCGUCGGCAGCGCGGACGACGUGGGUCUGUCAGCGUCUUGCGAGUCGCUGGACGAGCGCGGGUCGUCGGCGCCGCACAGGGACGGCUCGCUGCGCCACUCGAACGGCUCGCUCAGCUCGCCGGGGGAGCCGUUCAGCGGCUCGCUGGGCUCGCUGAACGGCGUCGGGCCGCUCUACCGCAGCAACGGCUCGCUCGGCGACUCGCUCGGCUCGCCGCUCAACCAGAGCUCGGGCUCGCUGUCGUCUGCGCUGCGGGCGGACGCGGGCGGCGCCAGGCACGACGUGGUGGACCCGCCCGCGCUGCCCCCGCGCCACCGCCACGCGCUGGCCCGCGCGCGCUCCAGCGACCCCCUGGACGGCCUGGAGGGCACGGACGGCUCGCGCGAGACGCUGCUCGAGCAGCCCAGCCUCGACGCGUCGCUGCAGAGCGGCGGCUCGGCGGUGUCGGUCGGACCCGCUGGCGACGCUACCGACGGUUCCUGCGGCAGCCGCAUGCGCGGACGUCGCUCCAGGGAUUCCAGCGACAUAGCGGACCUCGUGCACGGCUUUCGGCGCUCGCUGCGCAUUGAGAGCGCGCAGCUGCACCAGAAGACGGUCACCAUAUCCAAGGGCGCGAAUGAGAGCCUGGGCAUGCGCAUCGGAGGGGGCGUGUCCAGCAACGAGGGAGACACGCCCAUCUACAUCGCCAACAUCAACCCUCAGGGACCCGUGGGAAAGUCCAAGCAGGUGAAGAAGGGCGACGUGUUGCUGUCGGUGAACGGGCAGUCGCUGCUGGGGCUGACCCACGGGCAGGCCGUGGCGCUCCUGAAGGCCACGGCGGAGCUGGCGGGCGUGACCCUGUCGCUGCUGGAGGGCCCCGAGACGUCCCUGGGCACCGCCAACUUCGUGCCGUCGUGGCUGUACUGGCAGAAGCUGCCCCGCUCGCUGCACAUCUCCAAGAGCGUGGUGCUGCACCGCGCGCCGGGCGCCUCGCUGGGCUUCAGCAUCGUGGGCGGCUCCGACCCGCAGCGGGGGCCGGAGCCCAUCCACGUGCUGUUCGUGGUGCAGUCGUCGCCGGCGGCGGUGGACGGCAAGCUGCGCUGCGGCGACCGCCUGCUCUCGGUGGACGGCCACACGCUCGAGAUGGUGCGCCACUCGGCCGCCGUCAGCCUCCUCAAGCAGGCGGGCCAGAGGGUCCACCUCGAGGUCGUGUCGUGGCUCGGCACGGAGCUCUGAGGGCGCCCGUCGCCGCCCGUCCCUCUGCGGCGCCUCGUCGUGCCUUGUGCGAGGGCGGUCUCGAAGCUCAAACGGGAGUCAUGGCCUAAUUUCACACCAGGAAUUUAUAUUCAUCACAAAAUGCCGCAUAAAAUAGCUGCCUCGAGGCUUAAUAAUGUCACAUUAAACGCAUAUUAAAUAUGUAAUUCAGAAUAGCUCCCCCUGGUAUCACUCCGACGUUUGAAGCUGACAGGUGACUGCUGCAGCGCCCUCGAGAACCGUGAGCCGCAGCUGCGAGUGGCGUCCGCGCCAAUUGCCAGAUGCUCUGCGAUCGAGAGAUGAGGGUGGUUAGGUUCUCGAGUGGCUCUUCGUGUUAAUGGCCGCGCAAGGCUGAGCGAGCGAGGCUGCAACACAUGCACGGGCACGCUUGCACACUGGCAACGCAAGCAGAGGCCGGGCCGCCACAGGAAGCGUAAAGAGGUGGGAAAGGGGGGCAGGGGAGGGCUUGGUCUGCCGGCCCUCUCCCGCCGCGCCCCGCCAUAUCGCCCUCCGUCCGCCGGCCGGUUUCGCGUCUCCUCGGCAGACCAUCGUCGUCUCCAGCAAGGAGGACAAUGUCGGUCCUUCACCUACCAGUAGCUGUGAUUUCGAUUGGGUUCCUCUCCGCGAAGAACUAGUCUCUCGUCUUAGGGGUCAUUCAUGGUGGUGGGAGUAGUAGUCCUAAGUUCUGUUGCACCUCAGCAAUCUCUCCUGCGAUCUGUCCGUGUAAAUAGUCGCAGUCCUAGAUGUCGACUUGAAAAGCCUCCUCGACUUAAAGAAGAAAAAAGGAAAGAGGGCAAGGAAAAUCGCCCAUACUGGCGCUCCCUCGGUUUACAUUACAUGUAAACGACAAUUUCUUUGUCUUUUUUUUCAGCUGUUGAGUUUAUUCUUUUUAGGUUUAGUUGAACAUGAGCUGAGAGUUGUGUGUUUUACUUCCUUGAUAAUAUUAUGACUUGUAGUUGCUCUGCUUGACAGAAGGAAUUCAUUGACCUUACUUUGUGCUUUUAUUUGGCAGCUGUUAGAUCUUGAGGGUGACCUCAAAAGGCUCUGCAUAGAUGCUCACAUGUUUAAAGAUGGGGGAAAAGAAAGCAAAAAAAUAUAUAUAUUGUAUUUUGUAAUCAUCUUAGGCCUAGCAUCAAAGUGCCAGUUUUAUAUUUAUAAAGGUUUGGCCAAGCAUUGUUCCUAACACGUAAAGCCGACGUACACGUGGCCGUCCAACCGAAUGCAGAGGAGAGCACACACGCCCUCCGUCGGGUCGAGGUCCUGCUGGUCCUGCCCUCGAGGAGUGACUAGUGUGGGUUCGUCCAAGUGCCUUGUACCUCUCUUUAGAUGUUAUGAGAUCUGUUAUUGAUUAGAAAUUAGGUGAAAAUACGAAAAAUAAGAAAAAAAAAAAAAAUGCUGGCUGAUUCGUUCCUACUUUGUAUUUUUUCAUUGAUAAAAUUUUUCAGUGGUUUUGCCUCUUUGAUUUGGAUUUUUUCCGUCUGAUUUUGGACGUUUUUCUCUUCUGUAGGCAUUGCGAAAUCCCGAGAUGGCUUUUCGUGAAUUUUACCUUUCUGGUUUUAAAUUUGCAUAUUUAAUGAUAACCGACAGUUAAAAGUCAGCCGGUUGCAAUUUACAGUACUUUUUACAGAUUAAAAUAUUCACCACGGUACAAAUUAUUUAUGGUCUGGAGUUGAAAUUAAUUCCCUGGAUGAUUUUGAUAUGGGGGUUAUAAUUGUUUCCACAAUAAUUAUAUUUUCUAUGAAAUGUUUCAAAAAGCGAAGUGCUCAAAGGGAUUUAUCGUGUGCCUAAUCUGUUAUAAUCAUGGCAGAAUCCUUGUUACUUGUCGAAAGAAUAGCGCCUAUUAUUCGUGUUAGAAUGUUAUUUCAACACCCUUUUUAUAUGGUUAGCAAAACUAGGCUUCAUCGUUUACGGUGCGAAAGCUGUUAACACUCUGGUCUCGGAUCAUGUGCUGAAGCGUUUCGGACGAGGGGUCUGCACGGAGCAGCUCUUUCGGACGCUUCUGUUUCGAACUCUGACAAGUGAUUAUGGUAAAUCGCGCUAUGCAAAUGUUCCUAAGGUAUGAAAAGAAGUACGAGAUGCUAGUAUUGUAACGAUGAAGUUUAGUCGGGCUGUCCAUACUGUGUACCAACUUGUUGCAUAACCAACUGUCACAGUAGUUUUUAAAACAUCGGCUUUGUUAAGAUUAGUUGAUAAAAGUAAAGACAUGAAAAUGUGUUGAAAGUAAUAAAAAAAAAACGUAAUACCUUCUCCACAACCAGCCUGCUCUUGACCUCUUGCGUGUGGCUGUUAGCUCUUUGUGUUUCCGUAAAUGGAAGAAAAUAGUCUAAUCAGGCCACACCCUCAGGUUGAAGAGUCCCUCUGACUGGCCAAUCAGUCAGGGCGGGAAGGACUUGGCGGGGUCAUUCUGGUAACCUGUAGAAUUGUGAAAUACUUGACUAGAGGUGAGAAUAAAGAUUCUUAACCACAA
This is a messenger RNA of Penaeus chinensis, 4152 nucleotides long. RefSeq names its product ligand of Numb protein X 2-like. The record is from RefSeq and is a predicted model, not a curated record. Gene Ontology annotation, molecular function: protein binding. Lineage: Eukaryota; Metazoa; Arthropoda; Malacostraca; Decapoda; Penaeidae.